Gastrolobium bilobum is the source of this 2956-nucleotide messenger RNA. Its product is annotated as polyadenylate-binding protein-interacting protein 7-like. NCBI's taxonomy places the organism in Eukaryota, Viridiplantae, Streptophyta, Magnoliopsida, Fabales, Fabaceae. The transcript is spliced from 6 exons. The coding region runs from base 777 to 2507 and encodes 576 amino acids. The record is from RefSeq and is a predicted model, not a curated record.
UAAACUAAAAACUAAAAAGGGUGAUAUUGUAGAGAGAGAAAUACAGAGGUUUGUUUAGUAUUCUUGUGGUGGUGGUGCUCGUGCUUGUAUUGGCUAAGAGGGUUUCAAAACAUAGAAAACACACACACAUACACAUACACACAUACACAGAGAGAGAAAGUCCUGUCCUGACCCGAUAAUCAUACUCAUAUACUGGAGAGGAGAUGGGAUAGUUCCAAGCUCAAUUUCCCAUAAAAAAAAAUAAAAAAAAAAUUAGCUUUAUUCUUUGCUCUUCAUCUUUCCCUCUCUUACCGUCUGAUCUCUCAUGCCCAUGGAUUCCUUUGAUUUGAUUCGCAAAGCUUUACAGGAUUCACUUCCAAGUUAUAGUAAUGAAAAUGGCCAGCUAUAGUUGCUUGCAGUGAUAUUCAAAUACCUAGUUAUGCCUCUUAUAUUACACACGCUGCAUACCCUCGACCGGUCUACUUAUUUGGCAGUUAUCGGUGGUGGAUUUCUAAAAAUAGUUGCAACUGUUGUUCUAUAUUGAGUUAUUUAAUUGGCACUUUCAUGUUAUCUGAGAUACUAUUGAAUUUGAAUUCAUUUAUCUGCUACAUGAUGCAUGAAAUCUGUGGCGAAACUUUCAUUUUUUCCCCUGUUCUUUUUAUAGCAGUCUGGUUGAUCAAUGAGCAUGAUCAAAUUGAACCAUUUUCAGGGUUGGGUUGAGGCUGACUGGACAUGUGCUGUUACUAUUUUUAGAGUCUGUUUGUGUUGUAGUUAUUUUGUCCAUAUUCUAGUUAGUAAUGAACUUAUCCAAGAACGGAUCCCAAAUGGAUGCAAAGCUACUCAGCCCAAACAAGGCAACCACUCUGAAUCCAAAUGCUGCAGAGUUUAUUCCUUUUGCUCUCAGAUCAUCAUUACCUGGAACUACUAGCUCGGUCGAUGCAGAAGCAAGGCUUGCUACUGCUGGAGCUCUUGGGAAAGCAGUUUUAGACAGAUCAGAAUCAUCCAUUUCAAAUAAUUCCGAUGAUGAGGUGCACCAGUACUGGCGAUGUCAGCUCCCUGAUGAUAUAACCCCUGAUUUUGGGGUCAUGGGAGAAGAUGAGUCCCAAGGUCGUAAAGACCUUUCUUUGGCGGGUUUAUCCAUACAUGAUGACACUGAAGCCUCAAGGUUUCCUACUUCUAAAGAAAGUAGAUAUAUAAUAAAUGAGCCGCAGGAGUUAUCUCAACAGCAUAUUAAUGGCAAUAGCAUUGCUGAUAAAUUAAGGUUUUCCCAUUCAAGCUACAGGGAAGAUCCGACUUCAGCAAGCUUUUUGAACACUUUGACAAAGCCUUGGGAUAAGCCAAUUGGGUGUACCAAUCAGCAUAUUAGCAGUGGUCGAGAAGGGCUUGUUUUUGAUGACAACUCUAGACAUGGAUUCUUAAAUGAUGUUUUGGCUGAGAAUGGAAUUGUGGAUGAUACUGAUUUGAACCCUUUGGAGUUUUUAGCUUCUCUGUUCCCUGGUUUUGCGGCAGAAAGCCUUACAGAAGUUUACCUUGCCAAUGGAUGCGAUUUUGAUCUGACCAUUGAGGUGCUCACUCAAUUAGAGCUUCAAGUUGAAGGUAGUUUCAAUCAGAACCUGAAUUCAAAGACUCUGUCAGCUCCCAAUCUCAGUGCAAUGGACUUCCCUGCACUUACUUCACCAGAUGUCCAGACUGCUUCUAUAAAAUAUGCUGUAGAUAAUGUCCAACAAAAUGGCAAUCCUUACCGAUCAUCUGGCAAUGAUAUGCUGUUUUUCAAAUCCAGCUCUUCAGUUCCAUCUAGAGGUGCUGUUGACUUUGCUUCAGCCGUUAGGAAGUUGGCUUCUCAGGAUUCUGGUAUUUGGAAGAAUGAAAAAAAUGGCUUUGGGGAUGCUGUGAUUGGCUCAAGCAGGAGUCCUAAUGUUCUGGCUAGUGGCUACAAUGGUGGACAGGGGAGAGUCAACUUUGGUGAUCGGUUACAGAUUCGUGGUUCAGCUAGGGCAGCUCCUGUUUGGCUUGAAACUGGCGACGCAGUUGCAAAUAUGUAUUCAGAGGUGCGGGAGGAGGCUCGUGAUCAUGCACGAUUACGUAAUGCAUAUUUUGAGCAGGCACGACAGGCCUAUCUUAUUGGAAAUAAGGCCCUAGCAAAGGAACUAAGUGUUAAAGGGCAACAGCACAACAUGCAUAUGAAAGCAGCUCAUGGAAAAGCUCAAGAAUCUAUUUACCGCCAGAGAAAUCCAGUUGCUCCAGAGAUGCAGGGCAAUGGUAGAGGACAUGAUAGGAUGAUAGACCUACACGGGUUGCACGCAAGUGAAGCCAUUCAUGUGCUGAAACAUGAAUUGAGUGUGCUGAAAAGCACUGCCUUAGCUACUGAGCAGCGGCUGCAGGUUUAUAUUUGUGUAGGUACAGGUCAUCAUACCAGGGGUUCCCGUACUCCCGCAAGACUUCCAGUAACCGUACAGCAUUUUCUACUUGAAGAGGGCCUUAACUUCACAGAACCUCAGCCAGGCCUACUUCGUGUUGUGGUAUAUUGAACCAAUGAUGUGAACAAGUUUUUUGACACUGUAAAAGUAAAGUCCAUGAACAUGGACAUUGUAAUCAUUCUUGUAUCUGUAUAUGAGAAGUAGUGGCAAAAUCCAAGCCUGAAGAACAGGAAAAAAGAAGCAGCAGCAGUUAGUGGAAAAAAAAAGAAAGAGAAGGGUUGUUGUAGCAGAUUUGUAUCAUUAAGGUUUAGCUGCAGCAUCAGAUUUACAUUAGUCAGCAGGACAGGACUUCACAGCAGCCCAUGUUAUGGGAUCAUUUUCCUUCUGUUAAUUUUGUACCCAAAUUUUCAUUUCCUUGUUAAAUUUCUUUUUUCUUCUUUUGAUUCAGAUGUAACUGAUAGAAUUCGAUUACACGAUAGAACAAUUGACUUUGCAAAUUAGAUUCUAUGCCAAACAAUUUACAUAUGGCAACAAAUACUCAAGAAGGAACUGCAAUGAUC